Molecule: messenger RNA, 567 nt
Organism: Plasmodium gonderi
Lineage: Eukaryota; Apicomplexa; Aconoidasida; Haemosporida; Plasmodiidae
Product: CCR4-NOT transcription complex subunit 5
Exons: 5
Coding region: 1-567 (188 amino acids)
Biological process (GO): nuclear-transcribed mRNA poly(A) tail shortening; regulation of DNA-templated transcription
Cellular component (GO): P-body; CCR4-NOT core complex
Source: RefSeq, a predicted model, not a curated record
AUGUAUGAAAAAAGGGAUGACGAAAACCAAGUUGAUUUCACAAAACAUGAUGAAAAGGAAAAGAAAAAAAAAAAAAAAAGCGAUACACAAUUAUCUUUGUCUGCUCAAAAGUUGCUGGAGUGUAACACACUAAAACUACAAGAAUUAAUUGAAAGUAGUUACACAAAUUGUAUAAAGAAAAGUGAUAGAGAUCACUGCCGACAAUACAUGCCUAGGAUGCUAUGGGGAAAUCCUUGUGAAUAUUUUCCUUUAACCCCCUUAUCAGAUUUUCAAAGCCCACAACUUUUCGAAAAACUCCCUCUGGACACCCUAUUUUUUAUAUUCUACUACCAACCGGGAACAUACCAACAACAUUUGGCAGCAAAAGAAUUAAAAAAAAAGUCCUGGAAGUAUCACAAAAAGUACAAAGCAUGGUUUUUGCCAUACAACAAUAAUAUUCGUAUGUUGAAUGAUAAAAUGGAACAAGGAACCUACCUGACAUUUGACUAUGAAUCAACUUGGUCAAAACAAUUAAAGGAAGAGUUCUCAUUUGAGUACAUGUACAUGGAAGAUGAAAUAACAGUAUAA